Molecule: messenger RNA, 651 nt
Organism: Penicillium subrubescens
Lineage: Eukaryota; Fungi; Ascomycota; Eurotiomycetes; Eurotiales; Aspergillaceae
Exons: 2
Source: RefSeq, a predicted model, not a curated record
CAACAAUCCUAUUCUCUCAAAUAUAUCUUCCCUUCAUUGCUCAAUUCUUUGCUCAGAAUCAACAAUAAUAUCCGUCUGUCCCCGCCUUCGCUAUUCUAUCACUUACAAUUUUCCACCACAAUGCGCGUCUACAAGGGCAAACUCAACACUCACACCAGCUACGCUACCAAAGAUGAAGUGAUCACACUGAUCACCAACGGCGGUUUCCGAACUGGCUCAACAGCCGUUGUAACCGGUCAAUUCACCGUGUCCUAUACCGGUCAUCCCAAGACGAACUUUUCCAUGGUUGGUACCAUCACCGAUGUUAGUGAUGAUAGGUUCCAGCUAUUCCUGGGUGAAAAUCAGUAUUACUGGUUCGUUGGGACCGUUACGGGCGAUAAGAUUCAUAUGACUAUGAAGAAGGAUGGUGUUGAAGAUUACGGUGAUGCUGAAUUGACCCUUGUUCACUCGGAGACAUAGACGAGGCCGAUCUGUGGCAGAUGAUGUUGCCAUGUAGGGAACAGGGUGUACUUUGGGAUGUUUAAUCUGAAUAGGCUUGUAAGGGGCGUGGGUGUGGAAGAGGUCUACUUCGUGAUAUUCUGAACCAUGCUCUUUACUCUGCCGUCAAUCUUCACUUCCCUGUGGUUUCUCUCUUCCUCUUACAAAUGUGCG